AUGCAUAUUCACGCUGAGCUGACGCGGGAAAACUUACCGUUCCAAGUUGCUCAACGCGUUGCUCGUGAGCUCCAAGCGCUCGUAUUUCACCCCUUGGAUGGUAUCCGGUACCUCCCUCAGGAAAAAGAGCAACUGAAUGAGAUUCAUGCCGAACUUCGUGGACCAGAAGACACUCCCUACGAAGGCGGCUACUUCUCGGUGAAGCUGACAAUCACUGAGCAAUUUCCAGCGCACCCGCCGCGUGGGGUUUUCCUGACCAAGAUCUUCCAUCCCAAUGUGUCGCAGCCGGCAGGAGAGAUUUGCGUGAAUACACUAAAAAAGGAUUGGCAGCCGAUGCUCGGACUCGCCCAUGUGCUGCAAGUGGUGCGCUGUCUGCUCAUUGUCCCGUUUCCCGAGUCCUCUUUGAACGAUGAGGCUGGCAAGCUGUUUCUAGAGAGUUAUGACGAGUACGCACGACGUGCAAAGCUAUGGACGAGUAUCCAUGCCCCGAAACGGUCGGCGCUAACGAACGGAGACACUGAAGAAACGAGUGGCAAAGACGAGAAAAACAAGUGCCGUGGUGGCAGCAACAGUAUGGAUAACCAACACAAACGGUCUGCUGACGGCGCUGCACAUUCGAAUGUCGGUUCGGAUGUAGUGGUGUCAACGCCACUGAAAAAGACGAAAAAGUCUGACAGCGACGUCGAGGCCUCUCUGAAGAAAAAGAAGGCCAACAAGAAGAAAGCGCUCAGACGACUGUGA
Messenger RNA from Hyaloperonospora brassicae, 741 nucleotides. Lineage: Eukaryota; Oomycota; Peronosporomycetes; Peronosporales; Peronosporaceae. The record is from the annotation of a GenBank genome assembly.